UUUACUUUGGAAGCCAUGUUUGGCUGCUCUCUCCAACGUCGACAAGUCAUGUUGGAUUUGAAUAGAAAAUUUUUCUCCCUUCAGGUUGAUUGAGGUAACUAGCUGCUUCGUGGAAGCGUGACAAUUGUAUCCUCAAACCCCCAAUCCAUCUUCCAGAAAUAGUGUGGAUGAGGAUAACGUCUCUCUCUGCCUCUUUCCUCGAAUAUUCCCUCAUCAGAUUUAUUAAUUUUAAUCUCUAACAGUCAACAAAAUACAUUUAUAAAUAAUAAUAAUUGAGCAGAAUUCUUACCAGGCCGAAUCCCACAAUUCACUAUGUCUUGGUUUUUUGAGUCGCCGGCUGAGGAACAGGAGGAAUUUAGCUCGUCAACGUCUACAACGACGUCGGCCAUUGGAAAGAACAGUGAUCUGUGGGGGAGUGAAUCAUCAGACUCAGACAGCGAGGAUUGCAAGGAAGAGAACGAAGUACAGAGCGCGUACAAGGAUAAACUCGAUAACAUUGAUGCUUUAGAAGACGCUUUGCCUAUCAGGAGAGGCAUAUCAGAGUUCUAUAAUGGAAAAUCGAAGUCCUUCCAAUGUCUGGCUACAGCUUCCUUUUUUUCCUCCAUUAAAGACAUUGCAAAACCAGAAAAUGCAUACACCAGGGAACGUAGAAACAGAGUUGCACAUAAUGUCUGGGACAAGAAUAGAAGUAGUUAUCCUCGCCUAAGUGAUAGGUGUGGGAUAUCAAAGAGGCCAAUCAGCUCCAGCCGAAGACCAAUGCCUCAAAGCAGAUCCUCAAGCAUCAGCAGCACAAAUUCAAAUUCCAGCUUCAAUUCAAAGUCGCCUCCAAAUCUGCACCUGCGAUCCAGUUCAUCUCAUAAUAAUCUAGCUGUAUUCUCAUCUCCACAACCUUCCCGAAAAUCAUUCUCCUUGCCUGAUUUACAACGCCAUUUCAUGCUUGAUCAAAUCGAUCAUUAGAUCAAAAUUUUCAUUUUUUCAAUUAGAUAAGUAAUACAUCAAUUUCAAAUUGAGUCCUGUA
Molecule: messenger RNA, 1018 nt
Organism: Hevea brasiliensis (rubber tree)
Lineage: Eukaryota; Viridiplantae; Streptophyta; Magnoliopsida; Malpighiales; Euphorbiaceae
Product: protein OXIDATIVE STRESS 3 LIKE 1
Exons: 2
Coding region: 313-957 (214 amino acids)
Source: RefSeq, a predicted model, not a curated record